Messenger RNA from Phyllopteryx taeniolatus (common seadragon), 2393 nucleotides. RefSeq names its product serum amyloid A-like 1 (gene saal1). The record is from RefSeq and is a predicted model, not a curated record. Lineage: Eukaryota; Metazoa; Chordata; Actinopteri; Syngnathiformes; Syngnathidae. The transcript has 13 exons. The coding region runs from base 135 to 1538 and encodes 467 amino acids.
ACUACACGAAGAAGACAAUGACACUGCGCACGCGCUUUAUGAGCAAUAAUAAUGUGGAGCGCCGUCAACUUUAAUUCCGACGACCGCACGUAUUGCUUCCCGAUUUACUAUCUACCAAGUAAACAGUAACAAUCAUGGAUUGCAGUAUUGAUGGUGCUGAAGACGUAGCAAGCGAGACAUGCUCACUACAGAGAGGAGAUCACCCUCCAGAAAUGGAACGUAACCCCUCACCUCCCCCGGACACAGCUGAUGGUGAUGAGGCUGAACACACGGAUGCCAUUGGAGACACUGUGUACAGCAAGCACUGGCUUUUCAGCACACUGUCUCGCCUCAUCCAGAUGGUCACAAAACCUCCAGAGGACUCAGAAGGUCAGAUGCAACUCACUGAAGAUGAGGAAGAAGAUCUCUGCCGAGUUUGGGAUAUGGCAAUGGAUAAGGACGUGGCUGGUUUCUUGCAGGAGUUUAAAGCUCCAGACAUCCUUCUUGGAGUGAUAGCCAAAUCUGGUAAUCCACGUCUCACAGAAAUUUGUGUAGGGAUACUUGGGAACAUUGCUUGCUUCCCAGACACUUGUCUGACUCUUAGUCAAAAUGAAGACUUGGGGGCGGUGCUGUUGCUUCUGUUCGGGCAUACAGAUCCGCCAACCCUUCUUGAGACAAGCAGGUUGAUUCUGACCUGCAUCUCCCAAAAGCAUGUCAGUUCCCUUUGGCUCCAGCGAAUACGACAGCAGACGUCUGUGAGCUCCAACCUUCUUUUCAUCAUGUCCAGUUCAACCAACACCGACCUGCUUGAGAAGGUCGGCGAGCUCGUUGACAAGCUGUUUGACCUUGACGAGGAGCUGAUGAAAAGUUGGAUUACAGCUCGGCCUAGUGAGGAGGGUGAUGAUGGUGACGGCUGUCUGGAUUUAGCCCCGUGCCUUCUUGAGGCUGCCAAGCAGCUAAGAUCAGAGAGUCCAAAUGGUUUGGAGGUUUACCUACAUGUCAUGCAGCUCUUAACCACAAUAAAUGAGGGCCUACAAAUGUUUGCUUCCAGUGAAGGACCAGGAAAAGCAGUGUGGAAUUUUUUGUGCGAGGUUGUCUGUGAAGACCUCUGCCAGCCAAAUGAUCUUGGAGUUGUUCUGCAGGAGCACAAAGGUACUUUGGUGCAGGCCUUUUCUAUCUUACAAGCACUCUAUGGACUCCAGGAGCAGUGGCGCAGCAAAGAUGACACAAGUCUAUCUCUUACUGGAACCAUUUUGCGGGUGAUCCAGUACCAGAGUGAACACAAAGAAGGGUCUUCCAGUACGGAAGAUGCACAAGAUGAGCAGUUCCUGACUUUAUCAGAAAUCACUAGUGAAUUUCUGUCAGACCUAUGUUUUCAGAUUUCCAAGGACACAGUAGCGGCCUUAGUAAAGAGAAGUUACCUGACAGAGAAGACUUGUCUAACAGCUUUUGGCAGUUUACUCCCAAACUACCUGACAUCAUUUCAGCACCUGCUGCUCAUGUUGUCCGAAACGGAGCCUGAAUUGGCUGACAAGGUGAGGAAGCGGUUUCCUGUCUGAUGGCCGCCGCAGGUCAGUGUUCAGCCAUCGCUUGGACGGUUACGCCUCUCCAGACCUGCCUCAGUCCGAAUAUUUGGCUUUCCACUGUAGAGCCCCAUUUAUUCAACCAAGACGGUCCACCCUUAUUGAAAAACAGACUAUAUAGUAUUUCCCUCUAGUUUUCAUUGUUCUGUGAAGGUUAUUUUUGUAUUUUGCGAUUAUUUUUCUGAUUAAAGAUGCUCUCUUUUCUGUAAAGUUGUGCUUCAUACGUUAAUUUUCAUGGCGAUGAUUGACCUUGAAUUAGAUCAGACUAAAAGUCUCAGAGAAAAAGUCAGUUCUAUAUUGUUGUCUAUGUUAAAUAAAAUAUUAGUUAAAAAUAGAAAUGAAAAAUACACUAGUUAAGAUGCUCACCCUUCACUCCAUUAGGUACACCUGCUCAAUUGAAUGAAAUAGAGCUGUACCAAAGAUUGUGUCUUUUCAAAAAUAAUGCUCAGUUUUUGUUGACACUGUAGAACUAUUGUAUGUAUAAUGUGUACAUAUGUUUAUUGUUGUGGUUGUAGUUUUCAUAAUGUGUUUUUCUAAAAUUAUUGAGCGACCUGAGAGGGGCAAUUACUUAGACGCGUCUUUCCGUAUGAUGCAAUGCAGUUUCUAAAAUAUAUUGAAUGAUUCCCUCUACCUCUACAGUUGUUUUCUCCCUGUGUUUACCUAAAAUACUCACUGGUGGUUGUAAUUUCCACAUGCAGGUGAGCGUGCCAGUCGUGUCUGUAAAACCAUGAAAGGAAAUAUGUGAGGACACAUGGGGAGCAACUAUGCACUACAUCCUUUUGAACCCCACUCUUUCUGUAUUUGUAUGAGAUAAAACUCACUGAACUCGUA